AUGACUAGACCUUCCAAUAUCGGUAUCAAAGGUAUCGAAAUCUAUAUACCAUCUCAAGCUGUUAAUCAAACUGAUUUAGAAACUUUUGAUAAUAUCCCUGCUGGCAAAUAUACCAUUGGUUUGGGUCAAACCAAUAUGUCCUUUGUUAAUGAUAGAGAAGAUAUUUAUUCUUUAAGUUUAACUGUUUUAUCUAAAUUAAUUAACCAUUAUCAAAUCGAUACUAAUAAUAUCGGUAGAUUAGAAGUUGGUACGGAAACUUUAUUAGAUAAAUCAAAAUCAGUUAAAUCAGUUUUAAUGCAAUUAUUCCCCGGUAAUAGUGAUAUUGAAGGUAUUGAUACUAUUAAUGCUUGUUAUGGUGGUACUUCUGCUAUUUUAAAUUCCAUAAAUUGGUUAGAAUCUUCAAGUUGGGAUGGUAGAGAUGCUAUUGUUGUAGCAGGUGAUAUUGCUAUUUAUGAUAAAGGUGCUGCAAGACCAACUGGUGGUGCUGGUGCGGUGGCAUUUUUAAUUGGUCCUGAUGCUCCUAUUGUAUUUGAAUCAACUAGAGGUUCAUUUAUGGAACAUGCUUAUGAUUUUUAUAAACCAAAUUUCACAUCUGAAUAUCCUGUAGUUGAUGGUCAUUUUUCAUUAUCAUGUUAUGUUAGAGCAGUUGAUCAAUGUUAUAAAGCUUAUUCUAAAAAAAUUACUAAAAAUGAUUCAAAAACUGUUGGUUUAUUUAAUCAUUUUGAUUAUAAUGCUUUUCAUGUUCCAACUUGUAAAUUAGUUACAAAAUCUUAUGCAAGAUUAUUAUAUAAUGAUUUUAAAUCAAAUCCAACUAAUUUUAAAGAUUUAAUUGAUGAAGAAUCAAUUAAACAUUUAAAUUCAUUAUCUUAUGAUCAAUCAUUAAGUGAUAAAUCUUUAGAAAAAAUCUUUUUAAAUUUAUCAAAAUCAGAAUUUCAAUCAAGAGUUGCACCUGCUAUAAAAGUCCCAACUAAUACUGGUAAUAUGUAUACUGCAUCCGCAUGGGCUUCAUUAUCUUCAUUAUUAUAUUAUGUUGGUUCAGAAUCUUUACAAAAUAAAAGAAUUGGAAUCUUCUCUUAUGGUUCAGGUUUAGCUUCAACUUUAUUAUCAGUAAAAGUUAUUGAUGAUAUUAGUCAUAUAACUGAAAAUUUAAAUUUAGAUUAUAAAUUAGGUAAAGGUAGAUUAAUUAAAUCUCCUCAACAAUAUGUUGAAGCUAUUGAAUUAAGAGAAAAUCUUCAUUUAAAGAAAGAUAUUAAACCAACUGGAUCUAUUGAAACUUUAGUCCCUGGUACUUAUUAUUUAGUUGAAGUCGAUGAUAAAUAUAGAAGAUCAUACGCCAUCAAAGAAUAG
Molecule: messenger RNA, 1347 nt
Organism: Scheffersomyces coipomensis
Lineage: Eukaryota; Fungi; Ascomycota; Pichiomycetes; Serinales; Debaryomycetaceae
Gene: ERG13
Product: hydroxymethylglutaryl-CoA synthase
Exons: 1
Coding region: 1-1347 (448 amino acids)
Biological process (GO): ergosterol biosynthetic process; acetyl-CoA metabolic process
Molecular function (GO): hydroxymethylglutaryl-CoA synthase activity
Source: RefSeq, a predicted model, not a curated record